Lycium barbarum (goji berry) is the source of this 3783-nucleotide messenger RNA. RefSeq lists its product as uncharacterized. Bases 763 to 2325 code for a protein of 520 amino acids. The record is from RefSeq and is a predicted model, not a curated record. The transcript is spliced from 4 exons. Gene Ontology annotation, molecular function: zinc ion binding; nucleic acid binding. Lineage: Eukaryota; Viridiplantae; Streptophyta; Magnoliopsida; Solanales; Solanaceae.
UGAACGUCGGAUUAAUUGUAAGUUGAGGUGGGGCCCACACGUCAAGAUUUUUUUUGGGACAUGUGACAAAUUAUAUGAAUCACAUAUGUGAAGUUAAACACAACUCAAGAAGGACCCUUGGGCCAAAUCAAAGUGGAAGUCCUCCAAACGAAUAUUUUUAAGAAAACGUUUUCGGGUAACCUGACUUUGGGGGGCAAAAACGAUAUUAUAAGUUUGGAAUUUGGAAAAGUACCAAGAAAUAGAAGUUGUAGAUAAUUGAAUUAGCUUUCCAUCCAUAGGUCGUGGGUUCCCCGGUGACGUCGGUACAAGGAGAUAUGGACGUUUUAAGGCAGAAAGGUCAGUGGGCUAGGCCCAAUCCGAGCCCAACCGGGUUAGGCCCAUUACCCAUGUCCUUAUAAGUGCCAAUUUCGGCCUUCUUCAUCAUUUUAACACCAGGAACAACCAGAAAAUUCUGGAAAGAGAGAGAGGAGCUUUGGAGAGAAAAAAAAAACAAUUUUGACCAAAAUCCGAGCCCCGAAUCCCGAAGCCCAUGAAGGGAAAAGUGUUGUACGCUACGUUGUCUUCAAUUUGAGCUAAAAAUCAACCAAAGAGGAGAGUGAUGACGUGGUGGCUGCCUACUUAAGAUUCGGAGUGAAACGGGAUUUGAGUUUUGGCGAACGUAAGACGCAUAUAAGGUACCGACGACAGGUUUGCUGAGCCGUCCGCUUAGGAUCUUAUUCUCCUAUUUUGGAGCGCUCUCUUAUCCAGAGCCCAUCUUUUGCCAUGCCUCCGAAGAAAGCGACAGCUGCCCAGAAGGGCAAGUCAGUAGCAGCCGGAGAGACUAGUCGGGCUCAGAAAGUCAUUCGGACCCUUGCUCAAAUUAUGCAAGAUACUGCGCCCCGGCCAACCGACUCUACUACAUCAUCAUCAUCGGAGGAGUCUGGAGCAGCAGCCGCUGCCACUAUGGAUCAGGGGGCGGCUUCACCAGUAGCUCCAGAGGUUCCAGUACCUGAGCCUCCAGCUCCACAGCCAGGGGCUGAGGAUCGGGCUAUGAGAGAUGCGGUCCAGUUGUUGACCAGACUGGUAGCAGGGCAGGUUCAUAGGCACGGACUUGGGGAUGGUCGUGCAGACAGACGUGACAGUUCGAGAGCUCGUGAGUUCCUGACCUGUAAUCCUCCAGAGUUCUUCGGGACAAAGCCCGAGGAGGAUCCUGAGGAGUUUAUCAGGAAGAUGCGGCGCACUUUGCAUUUGAUUAAUGCUUCCGCGACAGAGUCAGUCACGUUGGCUUCGUACCGGUUGUAUGAUGUAGCGGCUAAUUGGUACGAGUCAUGGGAGUUAUCCAGAGGUGACGGCGCUCCCCCAGCAGUUUGGGAUGAUUUUUCUCAGGCCUUUCUUAGCCAUUUUCUGCCUCCGGAGUUACGGCGGGCCAGGGCUGACAGAUUCUUAUUGCUGAGACAGAGGGGCCGCAGUGUUCGAGAGUACAGUAUGGAGUUCGACUCAUUGGCCCGAUAUGCACCUGCUGUGGUAGCUACUAUGGCUGACAGGAUGCACAGGUAUAUUAUGGGGCUGGACCGUUAUUUUGUCGACAGUUGCUUGGUAUUGGCCGCUCAGCCCGAUAUGGAUAUUGCCCGGAUUCAGGCGCACGCUCAGGGCAUGGAGGACCGGCACAGGGGUCAUCAGCCCGAUAGGAGUCAGGAUCGGAGACAGCCCAAGAGGGCCAGAUCAUCUGGGUAUUUUGAGGAAUUUCGGAGUGGGCAGCCUCAGCAGCAGCAGCAGUCUAGCAGGCAUUCUUCCCAGCCGGCACAGAGCACACCUCCGCAGUUCUCAAGCAGGAGAUUUGAUAGCCCAGGGUAUUUAGGAGCAGGCCACAGCUCCGGGGUUUCAGGUUCGCGGGUAGACAGAAGUUCCGGUCAGACGAGGCCACCCAGGCCUCAGUGUUCUUAUUGUGGGAGAUACCACCCGGGAGAGUGCUACCGUGCUACAGGUGCUUGUUAUUCUUGUGGCCGCCAGGGCCAUACUGUGAGAGAGUGUCCGUAUAAGGGUAAUUUGGGAGGUCCAGCGCAGCCUACCGGAUUAGUCGCUGGGUCAUCGUCUCCUUCGAUAGCCAUGCGCCCUGCGGGGCAGGGUACGUCGACAUCAGCAAGCCGCGGCAGAGGUCGUGGCGGGGCUCCCAGUUCAAGCGGUCCUUCGAACCGCAUCUAUGCCUUGACUAGUCGACAGGACCCGGAGGCGCAACCAAACGCGGAUACAGGUAUACUAAUGUCUUUUUCGAAAUAUAAGUGUAUUAACAGAUUUAGCCUCUACUAUGUGAUAUAUUUUCCCCAAAAUGCUUACAAGACCCUAUAAGAUUAAUUUAACAUUCGAGGACGAAUGUUCUAAAGGGGGGGAGGAUGUUACAUCCCGUAUUUUUGAACGUCGGAUUAAUUGUAAGUUGAGGUGGGGCCCACACGUCAAGAUUUUUUUUGGGACAUGUGACAAAUUAUAUGAAUCACAUAUGUGAAGUUAAACACAACUCAAGAAGGACCCUUGGGCCAAAUCAAAGUGGAAGUCCUCCAAACGAAUAUUUUUAAGAAAACGUUUUCGGGUAACCUGACUUUGGGGGGCAAAAACGAUAUUAUAAGUUUGGAAUUUGGAAAAGUACCAAGAAAUAGAAGUUGUAGAUAAUUGAAUUAGCUUUCCAUCCAUAGGUCGUGGGUUCCCCGGUGACGUCGGUACAAGGAGAUAUGGACGUUUUAAGGCAGAAAGGUCAGUGGGCUAGGCCCAAUCCGAGCCCAACCGGGUUAGGCCCAUUACCCAUGUCCUUAUAAGUGCCAAUUUCGGCCUUCUUCAUCAUUUUAACACCAGGAACAACCAGAAAAUUCUGGAAAGAGAGAGAGGAGCUUUGGAGAGAAAAAAAAAACAAUUUUGACCAAAAUCCGAGCCCCGAAUCCCGAAGCCCAUGAAGGGAAAAGUGUUGUACGCUACGUUGUCUUCAAUUUGAGCUAAAAAUCAACCAAAGAGGAGAGUGAUGACGUGGUGGCUGCCUACUUAAGGUAAUAUGUAGGUUCUUUUUCAUUGCUAACAAGUUUAUUUAAAGUUUUAACGGAUUAGAACGGGAAAAAUAGCGAUAUAAAUUCGUCAGUUGGUAUUGUGAAUUAUGGAAUGAGAUUUGAAGAGAAUUUUGGAUGAAAAUAAAUGUAGUUAACUUGUAGAAUGUGGAGGAUGUUGCUAUUGAUGUUGUUAGUAUUAAUUUCGACUUCAUUACGGAAAUAAAAAUUAUGAAAUAGCUAUAUGUGAAUUGUUAUGUUGGUUGGUGAAUUUAGAAGGAUGCUAGUCCAUAUUAGCAUGGAAAUUGGUUGUAGGAAAUUAUGUCAUUUUAAUGUGAUUUUAUGACAUUAUGGAAAGGAAGUUAAUAAAGUGUGGAUUAUUGUUGUUGGAUAUGAAUUUGUAUGUAGAAAAUGUGUUGUGAUGGUUUUGUUGCAUAUGUAGGAAUGUUGGGUGGAAUUGAUGGAAUUGUUUAAAUCCUUGGGUAUUGAUUGGAGUGUUAUUGAAUUAUGUUUGAAUAACCUUGAGUUAGUGAAUGAAUAUGAGAAUGGUGAUAUUAGCUUGAUAUUGUGAAGUUGAAAUGGAAAUGAAUUAAUUUUGUUUAAUAUGUUAGUUGUGUUGUUGAGAUCCUUAUAAGGCAAAUGAAGGUUAAAUGGUUUAAGUUGGCAUUGAAAUGGAAUGUAGAAGGUUAUGUCAUUUUAGAAUGAUUUUAUGAUAUUAUGGAAAUGAAGUUGUUAAGGUGCAAAUCAUGAUUAUUGUUGAUGAACUUGGAAGACGGAA